AUGGUUAAUGAUUCUGAUGUGCUCAAUAUUUUGAAGUUUAUUCGUGCUGAUAGAGAGGCUCUCAUUUACAUUGAACAUUUAAACCAUCCACAACCUAUUGAGCCAUCUAGUUUGCCUUCUAAUUUGCAUGAAGAUGAAGAACCUGUACUUGAUUUUUCCUUUCUUGAUGACACUCACAUAGCAACACCAGAAACAGAGGCCCACUCUGAUCAUAAUGUAGAAGAUAAUAGUGAUUGUCAUAGUGACAGUGAUGAUAGUGAUGUUUUGAUUGAUUCUGAUUAUGAUAUGAUAGAGGAUGAUAAGUUGUAUGAGAAAUAUGUUGAUCAUGAUGUUGAGUUUGUUGGUUUAAGUAAGAGUUCUGACCCUCUGAAUAACAUUUUAGGAGAUGAAGUUAGUAGUAGAUUAGAAGGGGACACAUUAGAACCAGUUAAUAGUAGUGAUGAGCUUGAGAGUUUGGUUGGUUCUGAUGAAGAUGACUUGUGCAUGCCAAAAUACCCUAAGUACAACCCUGCUACUGAGAGUAGAAAGCCAGUCCUUAAAUUAGGAUUGAAUUUUAGUAGCAAGCAGAGGCAAAGUCUGCCAUUGAGACUUACUGCUUUAGGGGUGGGAAGUCUAUUUUCUUUGAUAGGAAUGAUAGCAAAAGGCUUAGGGAAAGGUGCAAGACUGAUGGUUGUGAAUGGAAAGCAUAUGUUGCUCCAAUGCAACAUGGCAAUACUUGGCAAGUUAAGGUGUUCAAUGAUGAACAUAGUAAGGAGGAGAUAUCCAACUAAGCCACCAAGUGCAUUGCCUCAUAAUCCCAUAAGUUUGAAAAAGCAUCAGAGGAGUGUGACCUGCAGAGUUUGUGGACAACUUGGUCACAAUGCUAGAAAGCAUAAAAAGGCUGACCAAAAUGAAGAACAAGAGGAGGUCCCACUGAGUGAAUCUCAGCCUCCACCAGCUAGUGACCAUGUUACACAAUCUGAGGGAGUCACUUAUCCAGUUGUGGUGAAAGGGGGUGUGAAUUACAUAACUGAUGUCCAACAUCAGAGCUGCCUUGAGGACAAAGAAUAGGAAAACUCCUGGUAAGGACAAGGCUGCAAACAAAUGACUGUGGAUUUGUGUUGGUUUGAUUGUGUUGUUUGACUUUGGAUUUAUUUUGGUUUGAUUGUGUUGUAAUGGGAUAAUGAGUUCUUUGGUGAUUUUGGGAUUAUGGUUUGACUGUGGAUGUCUGUUUAUGAUGAACAAGGCUUGUGGAUUGUGUUCUUUUGGUGAUUGUGGUUUGAACAAGUUGUGUAUUGCUUUAUUUUGGUGAUUGUGGUUUAAAC
Molecule: messenger RNA, 1304 nt
Organism: Striga asiatica
Lineage: Eukaryota; Viridiplantae; Streptophyta; Magnoliopsida; Lamiales; Orobanchaceae
Source: the annotation of a GenBank genome assembly